Lucilia sericata (common green bottle fly) is the source of this 1811-nucleotide messenger RNA. Its product is annotated as glucose dehydrogenase [FAD, quinone]-like. Bases 1 to 1794 code for a protein of 597 amino acids. The transcript has 2 exons. Lineage: Eukaryota; Metazoa; Arthropoda; Insecta; Diptera; Calliphoridae. The record is from RefSeq and is a predicted model, not a curated record. Gene Ontology annotation, molecular function: ecdysone oxidase activity; flavin adenine dinucleotide binding.
AUGAAUACUUUAAUGGGGAUUUUAAUACAAUCCCUAUUAGCAACUCAGUGUCAGAUAUCGCCGGCCAGACAAUGGCCACCAGAUUUUGCCGCAAAAGCUUUAGGAAAUGAUUUACCGUCAUAUGAUUUUGUUGUGGUGGGAGCUGGUUCAGCAGGAUCUUUUGUAGCCAGUGAGUUAAGCAGAAUUGCGAAUUGGAGUGUAUUGGUGUUGGAGGAAGGUGGUGAUCCACCACAAGAAUCAGAGGUACCCAGUUUAUUCUCAGUCUUACAACACACGGACUAUGCUUACAAUACAUUGAUACAACCGAAUGGACGUUCUUGUAAGGCCUCUAAGAAAGGUCAAUGUAGAUCGUGCCGUGGCAAACUAAUUGGUGGUGGUGGCUCUAUAAAUGCCAUGCUUUAUGUGCGUGGCAAUCGUGCAGAUUAUGACGGUUGGUUGGCUGAAGGCAACACAGGUUGGGGCUACGAUGAUGUCUGGCCUUAUUUUAAGGCACUAGAACGUGCCGAUGGCAAUAUAACACACCCUCAAAGUUAUUUAGCUAUAAAUGAAUUUCCCCUAUAUGAUGAGGACAUUUUUCAAAUGAUUUAUAAUGCUGGCGAAGAAUUAGGUCUUGCUCAUAUAGAAGACUUCCUAGAGCCCUUUUACACUGGUUACGCUCAAGUCAAGGGCACUAUAGAAAAUGGCCGUCGGGCAAGUACAGCCAAGACAUUUUUGAGUAGAGUCUCGCAAAGAUCUAAUUUACAAGUUAUUAAAAAUGCUCGUGUUACCAAAUUGAAUUUUGAUGCUAAAGGUAAACGGGUUUUAAGCAUAGAUUUCAUAGUUCAAGGUUUACAUUCCUUAAAUGUCAAAGUUAAUAAAGAAGCUAUAUUAACCGCAGGUAGCAUAGGUACUCCCCAAAUACUUAUGUUAUCUGGAGUAGGUCCGUCAGAGGUUUUAAAACCCUUAAAUAUUCCCGUUAUACGCCAUUUACCUAUAGGUCAGAAUUUACAAGAUCAUGUUAUGGCUGGCUUUUUUGUGGCUUUUGAUAGUCAAACAGCUGAUCAAACUAAUAUGUUAGAUAAACUUUUUGAAUAUUUAGUGCACAGCAAAGGUCCGUUAAGUGCUCUUGGUACCACUUCACUGGUUGGUUUUAUGAAUACUGAUCCCCAUAGCGACAGUCCCUAUCCUGAUGUUGAAAUGUAUCAUACAGCACUUCGCAAAGGUGAUAUUAUGGGUAUGAGCAUUUUCACGCAAGCCUUUGCCAUGUCACAGGAAAUGGUGGCAUAUUUUAUGAAAGCCAUACUUUUUCACGAUAUUUUGGGAGUAUUUAUGAUGUGUUUACAUCCAAAAUCUAGAGGCUCUGUAACUUUAUCAUCUUCUUCUUAUCUAGAUGAACCCAUUAUAGAUACAAAUUAUCUGCAACAGCCAGAAGAUUUAGAAGUACUUUUACGUGCCGCCAAAUAUAUGGAACGCUUGGAAAAUUCCACCGCUUUUCGGCAGAAAAAUGCUCAUAUUUUACAUAUACCUAUAGCAGAAUGUGAUGUUUAUGAUUUUAAGUCGCCAGAUUAUUGGAAAUGUUAUAUUUCUUAUUAUACUAUGAGUGGUUAUCAUUAUGUUGGUACUGUUAAAAUGGCACCAAGUAACGAUACAUCGUCCUGUGUAAAUCAUCGUUUGAAAGUUAAAGGUUUUGAUAAUCUUCGUGUUGCCGAUGCUUCUAUAAUGCCCUCUAUUACCAGUGCCAAUACAAAUGGACCAACGAUAAUGAUUGCCAAAAAGGCUUCGGAUAUUAUUAAAGAAGAUUGGAAGGAGGACUAGAUUUGUAAGUUGCAUUA